This is a messenger RNA of Prunus armeniaca (apricot), 321 nucleotides long. The record is from the annotation of a GenBank genome assembly. NCBI's taxonomy places the organism in Eukaryota, Viridiplantae, Streptophyta, Magnoliopsida, Rosales, Rosaceae.
AUGAGUUCUGUCAUGGACUUUCUUUCUACUCCUUUACCUCCCAUAGCAAUAAGCUUAUCAGUAAUUUUAGCUGUACUUGUGAUCAUACCCCAUGCUAGAAGAUUGAGCACUGAGGACAAAAAGAGAUACUAUCCUGUUGUGACAACCUUCUUAAACGUCCUGAUCAACUUCUCUAGGCUACACGAUUACAUGACCGAGCUUGCAUGCAAACACAAAACUUACAGUCCUCUCAGCACACCCAAACUCACUCCAAGACAAAGCCAAAGGACAGUCAUGCAAAGGACCAAUGGUCAUCUCUCUUGUGCUAACGUGUACAGAUGA